Messenger RNA from Chelonoidis abingdonii (Abingdon island giant tortoise), 2965 nucleotides. The record is from RefSeq and is a predicted model, not a curated record. Lineage: Eukaryota; Metazoa; Chordata; Testudines; Testudinidae.
AGAGAGAGAGAGAGAUAGAGAGAGAGACUCUUGAAAGAGGUAAACUUUAACGCUAACUCCACUGGGACAAGAGGCUUCUCCUGCCCAGGCUUCUUGAGAGACACUUUUUUUUGCCCGGGAAAGAAGGAAAGGAAGAAAAGAGGAAAGAAGUAAAACCCGACUCUCCAAAAUGGGAGGUCAGUCCAUGCUGACUCUUGCCAUCCUCUUUGUGCUGCUUUACCAUUGCCAGGUGCGCUGCUCCGGGGUGUUCGAGCUGAAGCUGCAGGAGUUUGUCAAUAAGAAGGGGCUUCUGGGGAACCGCAACUGCUGCCGCGCGGGGAGCGGCGGCCCCGGCGCCGGGCUGCAGCAGUGCGACUGCAAGACCUUCUUCCGCGUGUGCCUCAAGCACUAUCAGGCCAGCGUAUCCCCAGAGCCGCCCUGCACCUACGGCAGCGCCAUCACCCCGGUGCUGGGAGCCAACUCCUUCAGCGUGCCCGACAGCGCCGGCGGCGCCGAGCCCGGCUUCAGCAACCCCAUCCGCUUCCCCUUCGGCUUCACCUGGCCCGGCACUUUCUCUCUCAUCAUUGAAGCUCUUCAUACAGAUUCUCCUGAUGACCUCAACACAGAGAACCCAGAGCGCCUUAUCAGUCGGCUGGCCACACAGAGGCAUUUGACAGUGGGGGAGGAGUGGUCCCAGGACCUGCACAGCAGUGGCCGCACUGACCUCAAGUACUCCUACCGCUUUGUGUGUGAUGAACACUACUAUGGAGAAGGCUGCUCUGUUUUCUGCCGGCCCAGGGAUGAUGCCUUUGGCCACUUCACUUGUGGAGAGCGUGGAGAGAAGGUCUGCAACCCAGGCUGGAAGGGCCAGUACUGCACCGAACCAAUUUGCUUGCCUGGAUGUGAUGAACAACAUGGGUUUUGUGACAAACCUGGAGAAUGCAAAUGUCGGGUUGGGUGGCAAGGGCGUUAUUGUGAUGAGUGCAUCCGAUACCCAGGCUGCCUUCAUGGUACCUGCCAACAACCGUGGCAAUGCAACUGUCAGGAAGGCUGGGGUGGCCUUUUCUGUAACCAAGAUCUUAAUUACUGUACCCAUCAUAAGCCUUGUAAGAAUGGUGCCACUUGUACCAAUACUGGCCAAGGAAGCUACACUUGUUCUUGCCGUCCUGGGUACACUGGUUCCAACUGUGAGAUUGAAAUCAACGAAUGUGAUGCCAACCCCUGCAAGAAUGGUGGAAGCUGCACCGAUCUUGAAAACAGCUAUUCCUGUACCUGUCCACCUGGCUUCUAUGGUAAAAACUGUGAGCUGAGUGCUAUGACUUGCGCUGAUGGCCCAUGCUUCAAUGGAGGGCGAUGCACAGACAACCCUGAUGGUGGAUACAGCUGUCGCUGCCCAUUGGGUUACUCAGGGUUUAACUGUGAAAAGAAAAUUGAUUAUUGCAGCUCCAGUCCUUGUGCUAAUGAAGCCCAGUGUGUUGAUCUUGGAAAUUCCUACAUAUGCCAAUGCCAGGCUGGUUUUACUGGAAGACACUGUGAUGAUAAUAUGGAUGACUGUGCCUCCUUUCCUUGUUUGAAUGGUGGAACCUGCCAAGAUGGAAUUAAUGACUAUUCUUGCACCUGCCCCCCAGGAUACAAUGGAAAGAACUGUAGUACUCCAGUCAGCAAAUGUGAACACAACCCUUGUCACAAUGGGGCUACUUGCCAUGAAAGAAACAACCGUUAUGUGUGUGAGUGUGCUCGGGGAUAUGGUGGACUCAACUGCCAGUUUUUGCUCCCUGAACAGCCUCAGGGACCUGUAAUUGUUGAUUUCACUGAGAAGUACACUGAAGGUCAGAAUGCACAGUUUCCUUGGAUUGCAGUAUGUGCUGGGAUUAUUCUGGUCCUGAUGCUAUUGCUGGGGUGCGCUGCUAUUGUUGUCUGUGUCAGACUCAAAAUGCAAAAGAGGCACCAUCAGCCUGAUGUAUGCAGGAGUGAAACAGAGACCAUGAACAACUUGGCCAACUGCCAACGCGAAAAGGACAUUUCAAUAAGUGUCAUUGGUGCCACUCAGAUUAAAAACACAAAUAAGAAAGUAGACUUUCACAGUGAUAACUCUGAUAAAAAUGGCUACAAAGUUAGAUACCCAUCAGUGGAUUACAAUUUGGUGCAUGAACUUAAGAAUGAGGACUCUGUUAAAGAGGAACACAGCAAAUGUGAAGCCAAGUGUGAAACAUACGAUUCAGAGGCAGAGGAGAAAAGUGCAGUACCACUAAAGAGUAGUGAUACUUCUGAAAGAAAACGACCAGAAUCAGUAUAUUCCACUUCAAAGGACACAAAGUACCAGUCGGUGUAUGUCAUAUCAGAAGAGAAAGAUGAAUGCAUCAUAGCAACUGAGGUGUAAAACGGAAGUGAUAUGGCAAAGUUGUUCAAAACAAUUUCAAAGGAGAUAUGCCCCAAUGAAUGCUGCUGAAAGAGGAAAGGGAGAUAGAUUCCUUCACUGACUGCUGCUGAAAAACUAAAUUCAGGCUGAGCUGGUUCUCUACUGAAAUUAGCGAAGUGACUGCAAAAAAAACAAGAUGGACACUAGGCAAGGAUCUGUGUUCAAGAAUAACUGUUGCACUGCCUUUAUGAAUUUUAUCAUUGCACUAUGGUCAGUUGCUUUUCUAUAUAUAUUUAAAUGAAGGGACUUAAUUACUACAUAAGAAGCAUGCACUGCGUGAAGUGUGUAUUUUGGAUUCUUACGAGCCAGUCUUUUCUUGAAUUAGAGACACAAACACUGCCUUUAAUGUCUUUUUUGAUACUAAAACGUGUUUUUACUAGGUGAAAAAAAGUGUGUUAUUUUUUUGAAUCUGUAAAAAUAUUUUCAUGAUAAUUGUAAAGCUUGAGUAUUUUGUGAUGUUCUUUUUUUAUAAUUUAAAUUUUUUGGUAAAUAUGUACAAAGGCACUUCGGGUCUAUGUGACUAUAUUUUUUUGUAUAUAAAUGUAUUUAUGGAAUAUUGUGCAAAUG